AUGAAGUUGUUUUGGCUACUGAUCGCAGUCUUGGCUCUCGCUGCUGCUGACGACAGCAGAGCCGCGUCAGACGUGGAGGGACGCACCAGGACUUCUGCGGCUGGGCAGCAACAGGGCAGAUUCUUUGGAGGAUUGGGAGGCUUCAGUCCUGUAGGAGGUGUUGGAGGCUUUAGUCCUGUUGGCGGCAUCAGUCCUGUUGGAGGUGUCGGUGGUUUUGGUCCCGUUGGAAGUGUUGGCGGUAUCAGUCCUGUUGGAGGCAUCAGUCCUGUUGGGGGGUUUGGAGUUAAUCCAGUAGUAGGAGGAGGAUUUGGAGCAAAUCCUGCCUUGGGAGGAUUUGGUGUGAAUCCUAUUCAUGGAGGAGGAUUGGGCAUUGGGCCUGGCAUUGGAGGCAUCGUGAGUCCUGUGGCUCCUCCCUCCACAUGCCGCUACUGGUGCAGGACACCCGAGGGUCAGGCCUACUGCUGUGAGAACAUCAACCAGCCACAGAGUGCUGCUGGUGUAGUCAAACCGGGAUUCUGUCCCCCCGUUCGCCCAGUGUGUCCUCUUAGGAGCUUCCAGCCACCUUUCACUUGCUCUAACGACGGCGCUUGCGGAGGCAUCGACAAGUGCUGCUUCGACAGAUGUCUCGGCGAGCACGUGUGCAAACCUCCUCUGGGCAUUGGGCGAUAA
Molecule: messenger RNA, 669 nt
Organism: Penaeus chinensis
Lineage: Eukaryota; Metazoa; Arthropoda; Malacostraca; Decapoda; Penaeidae
Product: glycine-rich protein 5-like
Exons: 2
Coding region: 1-669 (222 amino acids)
Cellular component (GO): extracellular region
Molecular function (GO): peptidase inhibitor activity
Source: RefSeq, a predicted model, not a curated record